Messenger RNA from Schistocerca americana (American grasshopper), 6776 nucleotides. It is a transcript of the gene Dscam4, whose product is annotated as Down syndrome cell adhesion molecule-like protein Dscam2. Bases 1 to 5817 code for a protein of 1938 amino acids. NCBI's taxonomy places the organism in Eukaryota, Metazoa, Arthropoda, Insecta, Orthoptera, Acrididae. The transcript is spliced from 35 exons. The record is from RefSeq and is a predicted model, not a curated record. Gene Ontology annotation, biological process: cell-cell adhesion. Gene Ontology annotation, molecular function: protein binding.
AUGGGCCGCUGGUUCCUGUGGAGCGUGGCGCUGGAGCUGCAGGGCCCGGUGCUGGUGGUGGAGCCGCCGGCGCGCCUCGAGUUCUCCAACAGCUCCGGCGCGCGGCUGGAGUGCGCGGCGCACGGGUCGCCGCCGCCGCGCCUCUCGUGGCUGCUGGCCGACGGGUCUGCGGCGCCGCCCGUCGCCGGCCUGCGGCUGCCGCACGACAACGGCUCGCUCGAGUUCCCGCCCUUCCCCGCCGACCGCUACCGACACGACGUGCACUCGGCGCGCUACCGCUGCAGGGCCGCCAACGCCCUCGGCACCGUGCUCUCCAGGGACGUGCUCGUGCGAGCAGUGGUGAAGCAGAAGUACGAGGUGCAGGUGUACGACGAGUACGUGAUCAGCGGCAACACGGCGGUGCUGCGCUGCCAGGUGCCCAGCUACGUGGCCGAGUACGUGAUGGUCACCUCGUGGCUGCAGGACGGCGCCGUCAACAUCUACCCCAACACCGACACCGGAGGAAAGUAUGCCGUCUUGGAGAGCGGGGACCUUUACAUCUUCAACGCGGGUCCCAGCGACGGCUACAAGAGCUACUCGUGUCGCAGUGUGCACCGGCUAACUGGCGAGGUGCGAGCCAGUGCAUAUCCGGGACGCAUCAUCAUCACAGAACCGAAGGGAAGUGUGCAGCCCAGGAUAACUGUCGAGAAACACGUCAACAAGCAGGUCAAGGUGGGCGACGACGUCAUACUGCCCUGUGUCGCUCAAGGGUUUCCAGUUCCUACCUAUAGGUGGUUUAGAGAAGAUAAUGAUCAGCUACAACCUAUGGCUGUUGGUGAUCGUGUGAGUGUGCUAGCUGCAGGUUUAAUGCGAAUCAGCAAAAUACGUCUUGAGGACCAGGGAAAAUAUUUAUGUUGGGUAAACAACUCAGCAGGUGAAGAAACUGUGCAAGUAACACUUACAGUGACAGCUCCUCUCUCAGCACAUGUACAGCCACAGUCACAAGUUGUGGAUGUAGGAAAGGAAGCAUCAUUCAUGUGCAUUCCUGGUGGAUAUCCCAUAACAAGAGUUUCUUGGUAUAGGAAUGGGAAACCUAUUGUACCUGACUCAAGGUUUGAGAUAACUUCAUCACCUGAGAAAUUAUCUGUUAAGCCACUCCAGAAGGAAGACCAUGGGAUGUAUCAGUGUUUUGUGAGCAAUGAAUGGGACAUGGCUCAAGCAACAGCAGAACUUCAGCUUGGAGAUGCUAGCCCAGAACUGCUGUACUGGUUUGCUGAACAGACUCUACAACCUGGCCCAGCUGUAUCUUUAAAAUGUGUUGCAACAGGGAAUCCACCACCACAGUUCAUAUGGACCCUGGAUGGAUUUCCAGUACCAGAUAGUCCCAGGUUUUUAGUUGGACAGUAUGUUACUGUUCAUGAUGAUGUCAUUAGCCAUGUAAAUAUCUCAAAUCUGAAGGAAGAGGAUGGUGGAGAAUACACAUGUACUGCCAAGAAUUCAGUUGCUCAAGUUUCACACAGUGCUAGAAUUAAUGUCUAUGGUUUGCCAUUUAUACGAAUAAUGCCAAAGAUAACUGCUGUGGCUGGAAGUGAUUUGGUUAUAAAGUGCCCUGUUGCUGGUUAUCCUAUAGAGUCAAUUGUCUGGGAGAGAGAUGGAAAUAUACUUCCCAUGAAUCGUAGGCAGAGAGUGUAUCCUAAUGGUACCCUAAUAAUAGAACAUGCCCAAAGGCAAGCAGAUGCAGGCACAUACACAUGUCAAGCACAAAACAGGCAGAAACACACAGCUCGAAGGGAUGUUGAAGUACAGGUUCUUGUGCCACCAAAGAUCUUGCCUAUUCAAGCUAUGACAAAUCUUUUACGCGAAGGCAUGAGAGCAGCAAUUUCCUGUCAGAUACUUGAAGGAGAUCUACCUAUAACAUUCCGUUGGGAACGUAAUGGGCAACCUGUUACAAACUCGGAUGAUGGUAUAUCAACCCGUCGCCUGGACGAAUAUUCGACAUCGCUGGUUAUAGAACGAAUAACUUCAAAACAUACUGGGAACUAUACUUGUGUCGCUCACAAUGUUGCUGGCUCUGAGAGUUUCACAGUUCCACUGACAGUGAAUGUACCACCACAUUGGACAGUAGAACCAACUGACGCAAAUGUUGCCUCUGGUCAAGAUGUUACAUUGCACUGCCAAGCUGAUGGCUACCCGGUUCCUAGUAUUACAUGGAGAAAAGCAGUUGGUUCACAUCCUGGUGAAUAUAAAGAAUUUCUAUAUGAACCAAACGUAAAUUUUUACCGUAAUGGUUCACUUGAGUUCUUACACAUAAGCAAAGACAGUGAAGGAUACUACUUAUGUGAAGCUAAGAAUGAGGUUGGAACUGGAGUCAGCAAAGUCAUAUUUCUGAAAGUUAAUGCUCCGGCAUACUUUCCACAGAAAUCAAAACAAAUGCAAGUGGAGAAGGGUGAGCAGGCACAUCUUCAGUGCACGGCUCUAGGUGACACACCAAUUGAUAUUAUGUGGAAGGUAGGAGGAAAGCGCAUAGCUGAUGACAUGGACCAAAGGUAUACAAUAAGAGAACAGAAACUGGAUGAUGGCAUGGUCUCUGAGUUAGGAAUCUCUCGCACAUAUCGCCAUGACACUGGAGUCUUCUCAUGUUAUGCAAGUAAUUCAUAUGGGCAAGAUGAAAUGGCAAUACAGCUCAUUGUUCAAGAGGUUCCUGAAAUGCCAAAAAAUAUUCGUGUCAAUGAUCAGCAAAGUCGAUCUCUACAGCUUUCGUGGACACAACCUUAUGCUGGAAAUAGCCCAAUAACAAGCUACACAAUUCAGUACAAACUGGUAUCAGAAACCUGGCAGACACAGCCAUUAAAAAUUACCGUGCCUGGAACACAAACCUCAGCUACAGUACAAAAUCUUAACCCAGCAAGCUCUUAUCAUUUUCGAAUAAUGGCUGAGAAUAGACUUGGCAUGAGUGAUCCUAGUGAAGUCAUCCAGGUGACAACACAAGAGGAAGUUCCAACUGGAGUUCCACAAGAUGUUCGUGCUGAAGCUAGAAGCUCUACAGAGCUGUUUGUUACAUGGGAGCCACCACUGAGAGAACACUGGAAUGGGAAUCUUCUUGGUUACUACGUUGGUUAUCAAGAACAACCAUCAUUCAUUCCAUCAUCUCCAUCACCAUCUCCUACAAGUCACAACUAUAGCCUUAAAACUGUGGAAGUUGGUACUCAGUAUGGUGGUGAAGCUACUCUUCAAGGACUCUCGAAAUUUACCACAUAUACAAUUAUUGUUCAAGCUUACAACAGUCGAGGAGCUGGCCCAGCUUCAGAUCCUAUAACAGUGAAGACCCUAGAGGAUGUACCAAGCCUUCCACCAGAAAAUGUGCAGUGUUCUGCACUAACCUCUCAGAGCUUGGAAGUAUCUUGGGAAACUCCCCCUGUGGAAGGAAGAAAUGGAAUCAUCCAGGGCUACAAGGUGUCUCACCAGCCAGCAGAAGAAUGGUAUGAGUCUAAUGAACAUGAUACAGAAGUUGUAACAGACUCAUUCAAGACUGCUCUUCAGAGCCUUCAGAAAUACACAAAUUACAGCAUUUCUGUACUAGCCUUUACCAACAGUGGAGAUGGAGUGAAAAGUCCACCAGUUUACUGUCGCACAGAAGAAGAUGUUCCAUCUGCACCAGCUGAUAUUAAGGCAGUGGUGAGCUCAUCAAAUAAGAUCCUUGUCUCUUGGUUGCCUCCACAGCGACGCAAUGGAAAACUUACUGGCUACACAUUUUACAUGGGGAUUAUAGAAGAUGGCAAAGAGGAAGGAACCCACAAACGAAUUCUAAAUCCUCAGAACGAAGUCCAUGAAACGGAUAAACUAAAGGAAGGUGCCACAUAUCAGUUUUGGGUAACAGCAUCAACUGCAGUUGGUGAAGGUGAAAGUACUAGAGUUGUAACAAUAACACCAUCUAACAAGGUCCCAGCACGGAUAGUUUCAUUCAGUCGUACAAUUAUCACUCCUUGGAAGCAAGAUAUAAAUCUUCCAUGUAGGAAAGUUGGUGCUCCUACUCCUCAGUUUACGUGGCGUGUGUAUGACAAAGUAUUAGAACCAAAUGGAAGGAAGCAGGUAAACAAGAAUGGUUCCCUUGUAAUAAAAGAUAUUCAGCGCACUGAUGAAGGGAAUUAUACAUGCUCAGUGGAGAACCAGCAUGGGAAAGAUGAAAUUGUUUACUCAGUUCAUGUGAGAGUUCCACCUGAUCCUCCAUCAUUGUCAGUGAUAGCAUCUUAUGCUGAUAGCCUCCAGCUGCAAUGGACUGAUAACCACAACGGUGGAAGCCCAAUAUUAGGCUAUGUGAUUAACUAUAAAAGGGACCAUGGUGACUGGGAGGAGUUGCAUAUUGAAUCAAGAGCAAAUUCCCACUUGCUACAAAAUUUGUGGUGUGGUACACGAUAUCAGCUCUACAUAACAGCCUACAACAAGAUAGGUACAGGUCUUCCAUGUGAUAUUGUGAAUGCAUACACAAAAGGAACAGUUCCGGUGAAACCUAAACAGAGCCAGUUGCUGACUGUGAAUUCAACAGUUGUGACCAUUUGGUUGGAUUCCUGGGGUGAUGGUGGCUGUGCAAUACUCUAUUUCAUUAUUGAAUACCAUGAUACUGAACGGUCCCGAGACUGGACAUUAGUGUCAAACAAUGUGCUUCCAACAGAACGAGUUUACAGUGUUUUGGAUCUUACACCUGCAACAAAGUAUAGGCUUCGAGUUACAGCUCACAACAAUGCAGGCUCAACAAUAGCUUAUUACAACUUCACUACACUUACUGUGGAAGGUGCCACAGUGAUACCAGAGAUUGCGCCCCCAGUUCUGCAUACAAGAGAAGUGCCUUUUUAUGCUAAUGUAAGUGUUAUUGUGCCAAUUGUAGUAUCCCUUAUAUUCUUACUGGGGCUUGUUGGAGUAGCAGCAUUUAUUAGAAAAAAGAAAUUACAAAAUGACAGUGCACAGAUGGGUGAGUCUCCAUCUGUGGCACAAAUGCAGAAUCAACAGAAUAGGGACCAGCAGUACCUCGCUGUCCGAGUAGGUAGUGGUCAGCAGGCACUCAGCAUAGACUCUGGGAGCUACAAGACUGAUUCGGCAGAUUACAUUGAAGAUAUAUGUCCAUAUGCAACUUUCCAGCUGGCAAAGCCACCAUACAGUGAAAGCACUUACAGUGGAAAUGUGUACAGUGGUCCAUACCAUUCUGUCCGGGGAUCUUUUGUGUAUCAUGAUCCAAAGCUGUCAGGAGCAGAAAGCUACAAAUUUAGACAUCAGAAAGAACCGGAAUACACUAAAGUGAGAAGAAAAGGUGGAAAGCUCAGGGACCCACACUCUGAAAGCCAAGAAUCAGACAACCUUGGAAGCACUGAUUCGGAGGUUAAGAAGAUUUUAACACUGCACCUGCCUAUUUCAGAGUACGAUACAUUGGGCAGUGACUCAGAAGGAGAACUUCCUGGGGGCCAAGUGGCAGCCAGUCAGGAGCUUGUUUCUUUCAGACAUAGAAUGGCAAGAGAAGUGGGGAAGUCUGGAAUGGAAGAAUCAAGCUCCUCAUCAGAGACAUCUCCCUCAGGAGCUAGAAAACCGUUUCCAUCUCGAAAAUCAAAAAGUAAAGGCCAGGUUCUUGGAAAAAGACAAGUUCGCAGCAGUAGUGGAUAUUCUAGCCACACAGAAGAAACUACAUUCAGUUUCAGUGAUCGAAUACAUCCCCCUUCGAGAUUUUCUGAUUCUCAUUCCCAUGAGUUGAGUGAAGCGGAAUGUGACAUGAGUAAGCUGGGCAGAAAAUCUGGCCGUAGUGGUGCAAGCACCAGACUUAGUAGGGAAACAUCCUUCCAGAUAGAUGUCUAGCUGUUUACUGUGCCUUGCACACAUUGCUCUUCUGCAAAAUGUGUCCAUGUCUGUCAGUCGAGGCAACUUUUGAAAAGCAGUGGCUUCCAUGGCAUAUACAUAAUUUUUAUAAGCAAACUGAGUGCGUGUGUAUGUGCUAAAACCCUGAUAGUUCAAAGUAGUUGAACAGAAAUACAAAUAUGUCUUUCAUUUUAUAUAAGUGAACACCUGGUGAAUUAUCACAAACUAUUGGUGAUCAUGCGACUGUUUUGACUAAAAUGAACACUGUGAGAUGUGAAUAAUUAUAAUAAUAAUAAAAACUCAGGACACACCAAAUCGAUAUCAUCGUGCCUCAUGUGGCAACUCCAUGUAACUUUUAGUCCUUCACCCAUAAGCAAAUGUCUGUUGUAUUUUUUAUUGUCUGCUGGUAUACCUAUGAAAUUUACACAGGAAACAUUGAGCUAUCAGUUUGAGUCGACUCAUACACCUGCAAUAUUCAUGGUUAUUCACACCUAUCCAAAUGUAUUCAGUUAUAAUGCAUCAAUACCCAUAUAUGUUCACUGCCAUAUGAAUGUUCAAAUGUUGUUGUUUAUAAUGAAGAUCUUCGGUUUGAAUGGGAUUUGUUAUGUGACUUUUUGGUGAAAAAUAUUUUAAUACCUAGCGUAAAAUGUUGAAUGGUAUCCCAAUCUUCCAAUCUGAAUGCUUCUAUAUACUGCCAGAAAGGCAGUCUCAUCACUCCAUUACUGCAGAGACUGGGUAUUAUGUGACUAGAUAUUAAAAUACUGAGUUGUGAUACUUAUGAGAUGAAAUGUAUGUAUGUAAUGUAUGUAUGUAUGUUUGUUGCAUUGAGUUUUGAGACAUGUAAGAUGAAGUGUAUGUAUAUUUGUUGAUAUUUAAGUAAAAUUUUAAAUAUAAUGACUGUUUAUAUGAUUAUUAAAUGUUAUAUUGUAUUUUGCAUGUUGCAAAUUUUUGGUAACACA